CAGUUUUGGUUUGCAGAAAAUAGACAAGAUUCAACGGAUGUCUCACAAAAAGAAGAAAUGGACAAGUCUAGAGAAGCAAAUGAAGAACCGCCAAGUUACGAUUCAGCAACCUCAACCUCAUCAUAUGUUGCACCUGAAGAACCGCCAGCUUACAAAGGGCAAUUUUCAAGCCAACCAUGUGCGCCAAUGAUACCCCCUUACUGCGUACAACCAACUGCGCCAAACCAUGCAGCAUCUGGGGAGAGGAUCUGGGCUUAUGAGAUGUUCUUCUGUUUCUCUGAUGUCCCAGUGUGCUUGCUGCAGCUCUUUUGUCCCUGUGUCGCCGAGUAUAUGACAGCGAUAAAGGCCAACUACAAGAGAGUGGGCAUGUUGCUGGUUGCCGCAUGUGUUGCUUAUUACUUUAUAUACAGCUUCUGGAUAAUGAUCUUAGCUGCAAAGCAAUUUACUGAGUUUGAGAUGCAAGUCAAUAAAGAACAGUACGAUUAUGAAAGCGUCCGCGAAAACUCUGAUCUCCAACGAAAAUAUUCUGCUCUGAACGCCGCUUAUUGUAGUCUUAUGUCUCUUCUUGGUAUGAUUGCUCUGGCAAAAGUGUGUCUGGUGGUGUUGCUUCGGAGCCACAUUCGGAAUAAAUUCAACAUUGGUAAAGACAGAGGUACCAUGGGAAAUCUGGAGGAUGUGGCGUGUGUGGCCUGUUGCUAUAGCUGUGCUAUGUGUCAAAUGCUGUCAACUAUGCGCAAGUUCGAAAAAGAGGGAGUGCUCUAUUCGGUAGAACCGAUAGCCCAUGCUUAAAGAAGAUUCGCAAAUACCAAAGGAGAGAAAGCAUGCAAAACUGAAUUUUUCAAAUCGAAAUCAGUCUUCAACUGAUGUUAAAAUGCAAGCAUGCUUCAAAAUAAUGUUUAUCUGUCAUGAUUCACUGUAGUUAUAUUACAUUUAAAAGCAAGUUCACAUUCUGCGCAACUAAACCCACGUUUUGUAUCGAUUUAUUUUCUAGUUUGUGAGUGUCAAUGCACCAAGUGAACACACUUUUUUUAGCUCGUCGGUUUUCACUAUUCAGGUUUUAAAGGUUUAUUACACUCUUCACACCAAUGAAGAUGUAAAUGGCGCAAAAAAAACGCGAAUGACUUAGGUUUUAGUUUUUAGUGGUUUCAACUAUUGAUGCAUUUGCUCAGUUUGAUUUUUCUUUUGAAGUUUUAUCAUAAAAAAUUCUCAUCAAAGCCAAUUAUAUAUAUAUAUUUUUUUAUAAAUUUAUCAAAGCCCAAAAUAAUCGGUUGUUUGUAUUCGGUUUUCUUGAGUUCAUUGACCCCUGUUUGCAAUACCAACUGUCUAUUGGUGAUGUUUGCAUUUUCCCCAUGUGUGCUAGUUUGAUAUUAGAUGAUAGCUAAAUGAUGUUGCUAUUGAAUGAUAUAAAUUAAAAGGCUGCUAAAAAUUAGAUGGGCUUGAUUUUAUUGGUUCAUUUGUGAGAAGUGCCCAUAGAGACAGUCGGAAUUCUAAUGCAAAAUAGAUCUGGCUCAUCGAUGUUCUAUUGUGAAAACUGAAUUUGAAGGAAACUUUUCUUCGAUAAUAUAAUUGUGGUAAAAGGAGUGACCACAAACUCUUUACUAUUUACUAUCGUUAAAAACUGUAUCAUGAGAACCCUUCACAAGGAUAACAUUCUGUCCCAUCUGAAAUCUAUUUCAAAUUCGAUCGAUUAUUUGUCUAAUUGAAUAUAUAUUGUUCCGGCUUUGACCGAAAGCAAAGAAUAAAUUAGUUUGCUAUAAAUUCUGGAAGUUGUAAACAAACAAAAAACUAGUUU
Symsagittifera roscoffensis is the source of this 1792-nucleotide messenger RNA. RefSeq lists its product as uncharacterized. The transcript is spliced from 4 exons. The coding region runs from base 58 to 789 and encodes 243 amino acids. The record is from RefSeq and is a predicted model, not a curated record. NCBI's taxonomy places the organism in Eukaryota, Metazoa, Xenacoelomorpha, Acoela, Convolutidae.